GGGGGCUGACCGGAAACGGAAGCGCUGCUGAUGCUUCCGCUUCCGGGGUCACGUUUCUCUGUUGCUAGGCAAUAGCGGUCCGGAAGGAGGCCUUGCUUGGGCGACCGCAUGGAGGCCCGGGAGCUCUUCCGAAGACUCGGCGCCGGCGCCCGCUUCGACGUGAGGCGCUUCGCCGGGGACGCCCGGCGCUUCCGGGUGACCCGAACCAAGAACAAGGAAUCCGAAGCAUCGGAGGUUUUGGAGGAGCUCGACUUUUUUGCUGACAAAAACAAAGAGCUGCUAAAUACUCCUGAUAUAGGAAGAAACAAGCCCCCCAAAUCCCAAAGAGGAGCCAGAGAGCAGCUCGGAUUGCACACUCAUGAUGAAACAAAUGAGUCUGUGGGGCUACAGAAGACAAAGGUUGUAAAAAAGAUAAAAGGAGAAGCUCAGAGCAUCAAAGGGAGGGGAAAAAAGAAAAAGACUCAAGAAACGCCUCUGGUAAUUCCUGGUACAGAAGAUGACGGGAUAUUGUGGAUGUCUGCUCUGGAAGCGAAGCUCGGUGUUCCAAAAAAGAAGGGUGAGACGAAGCCCACUGCAGAGAAACUGGAACGAGCCAGACAAGAAAAGCUCAACCAUUUCCGGAAGAAGCACAAGAUCUACAUUCAGGGAUCUGAUCUUCCAGAACCAAUUGCUACCUUUGAGCAACUGGGAGAAGAGUACAAAAUCCACCCAAAGAUAAUGCAGAAUAUUGAAGCGGCGGGAUUCCGGAUUCCCACCCCAAUUCAGAUGCAGGCUGUUCCGACGAUGCUCCACGGUCGUGAGCUUCUGGCCUGUGCUCCCACGGGUUCUGGGAAGACGUUGGCUUUCAGCAUCCCCAUCUUAACACACCUGAAACAACCGACCAACAAAGGUUUCAGAGCUCUUAUCCUAUCUCCCACACGGGAGCUGGCCAGCCAGACGCACAGAGAGCUGGUUAAGCUGUCAGAGGGCACUGGCUUUAGGAUACAUAUGAUCCACAAGGCUGCCGAGGCGGCCAAGAAGUUCGGGCCAAAAUCCUCGCAGAAAUUCGAUAUACUGGUAACGACCCCAAACCGACUUAUUUACCUGCUGAAACAAGACCCUCCAGCAAUCGAUUUAAGCAGGGCCGAGUGGCUGGUUGUUGACGAGUCGGACAAGUUGUUUGAAGACGGGAAGACGGGCUUCCGAGACCAGCUGGCCACCAUCUUCCUGGCGUGCACGUCCCCCGCGGUCCGGAGAGCCCUGUUCAGCGCCACGUUUGCCCACGACGUCGAGCAGUGGUGUCAGCUCCACCUGGACAAUGUCGUUUCCGUCUCGAUCGGAGCCAGGAAUGCGGCCGCUGAGACGGUGGACCAAGAGCUGGUGUUUGUUGGAUCGGAGAUGGGGAAGCUGCUGGCCGUGCGAGAGCUCGUGAAAAAGGGUUUUACGCCUCCCGUCUUGGUUUUCGUCCAGUCCAUCGAGCGGGCUAAAGAACUUUUCCACGAGCUCAUCUAUGAAGGGAUCAACGUGGACGUCAUCCACGCAGACCGGACCCAACAGCAGAGAGACGACGUAGUCCACAAUUUCAGAGCAGGGAAGAUUUGGGUCCUCAUCUGCACCGCCCUGCUGGCGCGAGGAAUCGACUUCAAAGGGGUGAACAUGGUGAUCAACUACGACUUCCCGAGCAGCGCCGUGGAAUACAUCCACCGGAUCGGUCGCACGGGCAGAGCAGGACACGCAGGGAAAGCCCUUACUUUCUUCACCGAAGACGACAAGCCAUUACUGCGAAGCAUCGCCGGUGUGAUUGAGCGAGCCGGUUGUCCUGUGCCGGACUACAUCAAACACUUGCACAAGCUGCAAAGCAAGCAGAAGAAGAAGCUGAUCAAGAGGCCCCUGGAGAGGGACCACAUCCUGACCUCGCCUCCGUUCUUACUGGGCCAGGCCAAGAGGAGAAAGACGGCCUCUCGGGGAAAGGCAAAGAAGGAUGUUCAGCAAGCUAAAAGUAACAGUCCCCAGGCACAGAUCCCUCCGGCAAAUUGAUUUGGCUGCUUGCAUUAUCCGUCCAAAUAAGCCCGGAUCCCUUGUUUCUCCGGACCGCGGGUGCUGCCACCCAAAUCAACUGGCUGGAGUUUGGAAGAGAAUAAGGAACGUUCCUCGCCUCGUCGUCCUCGCCUCGCCUUUUCAACUCCGUGCUCAGAUAAAAACAGCCCCCGCCAGGAUCGCCAUACGCUCGAAUCCUCGGUUGCUUCUGCUUUUUGUAGGGAACAGAUUCUGGGGCCCGAGUGCGGGUGCAAGACCCAAGUCCCUGCCGCGCAGGCCUCUCACUGCAGCCCUGCGGGAGAGUGAAUGUCCGGUUUGUACUGGAGAAUCGGCAAUAAUCCGGCAGAAUAAUUCGGCAGAACAAAUCGGCAGGUCCUACCCGCAUUAAACCCCUUCUGGCUGGGUUUAUGGCCUGCAGCAAUUCUCCUUGGCCUGGGUGACAGUAGGCUCUUGUGUGUUGCUGUGCCUGGAAACUUUGAUGCCUGCACUUCUCCAGUAAAGUGCCCGCCUUCCAGCUC
Molecule: messenger RNA, 2534 nt
Organism: Hemicordylus capensis (graceful crag lizard)
Lineage: Eukaryota; Metazoa; Chordata; Lepidosauria; Squamata; Cordylidae
Gene: DDX52
Product: DExD-box helicase 52
Exons: 15
Coding region: 109-2016 (635 amino acids)
Biological process (GO): maturation of SSU-rRNA
Cellular component (GO): 90S preribosome
Molecular function (GO): ATP binding; nucleic acid binding; RNA helicase activity
Source: RefSeq, a predicted model, not a curated record